GCUUCAAUUUUUCAAAAGAAGUUAAGGCAAGAUGAGGAAUCAUUUGCUUUUCUUGGGAGUCCUGGCCAUUUUUGUUAAAGCUGUUCUUGUGACAGCCCAACACGAAGAUGAGAAGAUUGUCCUUGUUGACAACAAAUGUCAGUGUGCAAGGGUUACUUCCAGGAUCAUCCCUUCUGAAGAAGAUCCGAGCCAGAGUAUUGUGGAAAGAAACAUCCGAAUUAUCGUUCCUCUGAACUCCAGGGAGAAUAUCUCUGAUCCCACCUCGCCGUUGAGAACCGAAUUUGUGUACCGUUUGUCUGAACUCUGUAAGAGAUGUGACCCCGUAGAAGUGGAACUGGACAAUCAGGUGGUUACUGCCACGCAGAGCAACUUAUGUGAUGAAGAACCCGAGACCUGCUAUACUUACGACAGGAACAAGUGCUACACUAACAGAGUCCCCCUGACCCACGGUGGUAAGACCUACAUGGUGACAACAGCCCUGACUCCUGAGUCCUGUUAUCCUGACUAA
Messenger RNA from Elephantulus edwardii (Cape elephant shrew), 508 nucleotides. RefSeq names its product immunoglobulin J polypeptide, linker protein for immunoglobulin alpha and mu polypeptides (gene JCHAIN). Gene Ontology annotation, cellular component: pentameric IgM immunoglobulin complex. Lineage: Eukaryota; Metazoa; Chordata; Mammalia; Macroscelidea; Macroscelididae. The record is from RefSeq and is a predicted model, not a curated record. The transcript has 4 exons. Gene Ontology annotation, molecular function: immunoglobulin receptor binding. Gene Ontology annotation, biological process: humoral immune response. The coding region runs from base 32 to 508 and encodes 158 amino acids.